AUGUCUUCAGUGCAAGAACCCAACAAUGGUGCCUCGAUAAGCUACGAGGAACAACUCAGAAGACAGAUUAUUCUAAAUUCAAUUGAAAAUAAGGAUUAUUUAUUGGUAAUUGCCAGUCAACAACAAAAAUCAGUUCAACAAGUCAAGCAUGAACUAAUGCUUAAAUUAACAGAAGGUUGA
This is a messenger RNA of Debaryomyces fabryi, 180 nucleotides long. RefSeq lists its product as uncharacterized. The transcript has a single exon. The record is from RefSeq and is a predicted model, not a curated record. Lineage: Eukaryota; Fungi; Ascomycota; Pichiomycetes; Serinales; Debaryomycetaceae. Bases 1 to 180 code for a protein of 59 amino acids.